Molecule: messenger RNA, 1251 nt
Organism: Sclerotinia sclerotiorum 1980 UF-70
Lineage: Eukaryota; Fungi; Ascomycota; Leotiomycetes; Helotiales; Sclerotiniaceae
Exons: 1
Coding region: 1-1251 (416 amino acids)
Biological process (GO): ribosomal small subunit biogenesis; ribosomal small subunit export from nucleus
Cellular component (GO): cytosol; nucleus; preribosome, small subunit precursor
Source: RefSeq, a predicted model, not a curated record
AUGGCUCGAGGAAAGUGGAUUGAUAAAAAGAAUGCGACACAUUUUCAACUUGUUCAUCGUCCUCAGAACGAUCCGUUAAUUCACGAUGAAUCUGCAUCUUCCAUGGUCUUAAAUCCCACCAAUGCACCCAAUUCGAGCAAAAUCAAGAAACUCGAUGAUUUGACAGCUGAGCUUGGUUCGGGCAUCGCACAUGUCAGAGAUAACGAAGGAGAGGCCGCAAACUAUGGUGUUUACUAUGAUGACACUGAAUAUGAUUAUAUGCAACACAUGCGCGAUUUGGGUCGUGGAGGUGGUGAAUCAACUUUUGUGGAAGCCACUGGACCAAAAAACAAAAACAAGGGAAAGGGAAAACAAUCUUUGGAGGAUGCGCUGAGGAACGCAAGCUUGGAAGACAAGGCUGGAGCCGUUCUUGAUGACGAAAUUCUGCCGUCCAAAAACCUUCGAAAGGUUACAUACCAAGCACAACAAGAUGUCCCUGAUGCUUUAGCUGGGUUUCAACCUGAUAUGGAUCCAAGGUUGAGGGAGGUUUUGGAAGCUUUAGAAGACGAGGCUUAUGUAGACGAUGAUGACGAAAUUUUUGAGAAAUUGGCAAAGGAUGGGGAGGAAUUAGACGAAGAAGAAUUCGACGAAACUUGGGAUGAUGAAGACGGAUGGGAAUCAGAUGCCACAGCAAAGCCUACUCAAGAAUACAAGGACGCACCUGCUACGACCCAGGAUAUAGAUGAUGAUGAGCGGGAGGAUCAUGGCGACGGGGAUUGGAUGGCAAACUUCAGCAAAUUCAAAAAGGAUCAGAAGUCCAGCAAGGCUCAAGUUGCGCCUUCGCAAUCUGACCUACAAUCAUCAUUGUUUACCACCACCACAAAUGGCGGAAGGCGAAAGAAGAGAAAGGGUGCCUUGACAAACCCUUCCGCUUACUCCAUGACAUCGUCCUCAAUAUUCAGAACAGAAGGCCUUACUACACUCGAUCAACGAUUCGAGAAAAUCGAGGAACAAUACAACGAGGAUUUUGACGAUAUGGCCUCCGUUUCGAUGGCCUCGUCAUCUGUAUCUACUGUAGAAGGCGACCUUCGCCAAGAUUUCGAUAGUAUUAUGGAUGACUUCCUAGGCAGUCAUUCUAUGAGCGGUAAGAAGAAUGUGAAGAAGAUGAAAUACCAGACUGGUAUGGAACAGUUAGACGAGGUUCGGAAGGGUCUCGGUCCAGCACGCUUCAGCAGCUUCGGUAAUCGUUCCACUCGUACCCAGAGGGCGUGA